AACUCCAUAGCUGUCUCCAGUAAUCAAGCAUAUUUUGCCAUCACGUUCUCCUCAACGAGAUUCCUUUUCUUCCAGAAUGAUUGUCGCGGCACCGGACGGACUGCUGAGCUUUCAAAUUGUCUCCAUCUUUUGACCACACUAGGGGAAUGGAGUUGAAAUAUUGAUUGCGGUAGUUUUCCGGCCUUACAUAAUUGAGGUUGAUUGCGUUUGGGAACUUGAUGCAUAAAAUUUGCAUGAUUCCUCACUCCUUUCUGGAUCUGUCAUUGGACUCCAGCCAGCAUGGCUCACGCCACAAAGGUUAACGGCUGUGCCUCAGGAAAAACAGAUGAUGUUCUGAACGGAGAUCCUGACAAGGAACAGAAAGAUCCUUACUUUGUGGAGACCCCCUAUGGUUAUCAGCUGGACUUAGACUUCCUCAAGUACGUGGACGACAUACAGAAAGGAAACACCAUCAAGAAACUCAACAUCCAGAAGAGGCGGAAGCCGUCGGUGCCAUGCCCGGAAAGCAGGGCCGUGCCUGGUCAGCAGGCUGUGUGGACUUCCACGGAAUCCCUCUCGUCCUCCAACAGUGAUGACAACAGGCAGUGUCCUCACUUCCUGCUAGCCAGAAGCCACGUUACGUCGACUCCCAUCCCAAGGCCCCCUGCCCCUCCGGAGACCUCACCCCCUUUCCUUACCGUCCCAGAAAGUCGACAGCUGCCACCGCCCUCCCCUCAACUCCCAAAGCACAACCUUCAUGUCACCAAGACGCUGAUGGAGACCCGGAGGAGACUGGAACAGGAGAGAGUCACCAUGCAGGUGGCCCCGGGUGAGUUCCGCAGGCCCAGGCUGGCCAGUUUUGGAGGCAUGGGCUCCACGAGCUCGCUCUCCUCCUUCAUGGGUUCCGGAAACCACAAUCCUGCCGCACACCAACUUCAGAAUGGAUACCAAGGCAACGGCGAGUACAGCGGCUAUGCCCCAGCCGUGGCCACCACGUCGCCCAUGGGGAGCUCCAUCCGCCACAGCCCCCUGAGCUCAGGGAUCUCCACGCCAGUGACCAACGUGAGCCCCAUGCACCUGCAGCACAUCCGCGAGCAGAUGGCCAUUGCCCUGAAGCGCCUGAAGGAGCUCGAGGAGCAGGUGCGAACCAUCCCCGUGCUCCAGGUGAAGAUCUCCGUCUUGCAAGAGGAGAAGAGACAGUUGGCCUCGCAGCUGAAACACCAGAGAGCGACAGCCCAGAACGACGCGUGCGGUGUGAGGAAGCGGUCCUACAGUGCGGGGAGCGCGUCGCAGCUGGAGCGGCUCUCCAGGGCCCGGCGCAGUAGCGGCGGAGGUGAACUGUACAUCGACUACGAGGAGGACGAGGUGCGACGCGUGGAACAGAGCGCGCAGAGCGUCAGGGAGUUCCGGCAGCUCGCGGCAGACAUGCAGGCCCUGGAGCGGAAGAUCCAGGACGGCAGCUGCGAGGCCUCCUCGGGGCCCCGGGAGGACGGGGAGUGCCGGUCCGUGGCUGUGGGUGCCGACGAGACCAUGGACCGCGUGGUGGUGUACCGCAGGGGCUCCGCGUCCCGGAAGGACGCCGCCGUCGGGACGGCCACCGAGUCGAGGAACUGUGGGGUCGGCGUGACAGAGGCCAUGCUUGGCGUGACCACGGAAGCGGACAAGGAAAUCGAGCUGCAGCAGCAGACCAUAGAGGCCUUGAAGGAGAAGAUCUACCGCCUGGAAGUGCAACUGAAAGAAACCACCCAUGACCGCGAGAUGACUAGACUCAAGCAAGAGCUGCAGGCCGCGGGGUCGAGGAAGAAGGCGGACAAAGCCGUGACGGCCCAGCCGCUGGUUCUCAGCAAGAUGGUGGAGGCGGUGGUGGCCACCAGGGACCAGACGGCUGGCCAUCACGUGGACCUGGCGGAUGCCUGUGUCGGGAGCGCCGUGCAGAUGCACAGCCUGGGCGUCUCCUGCCGGCCCCGUUGUGAGAGCAGGCUCGUGGGGCCCGAGCUGCCCAUGAGUUGGUGGAUUGUCAAGGAGAGGGUGGAAACGCACGAGCAGGGUACCGGGAGGUCCGUGGAGACGUGCGACAAGAGCGUGGGUGUGGAAAUCAGCGUCUGCGAAACGGGCAGCAACACGGAGGAGUCCGUGCACGAUCUGUCGCUCCUCAAGACCAACCUGAAUCUCAAAGAAGUGCGAUCCAUCGGCUGCGGGGAUUGUUCCGUUGAUGUGACUGUCUGCCCCCCGAAGGAGCUCACGUCCCGGAGCGUGAACACGGAGGCCGCUGGCCAGGUGGAGGCUGCUGUCAUGGCGGUGCCUCGUACCGCGAGCCGGCACACCAGCACGGUUUGGGAGCAGGUGGACCGGGGCACCAACACCGAGGUGGUUACCCUCGCGGAAUCCUGCACCAGCACUUCCCUCAGCACUUUGGACAAGCAGACCAGCACUCAGACCGUGGAGAUGCGGACGGUGGCCGUAGGAGAAGGCCGCGUGAAGGAUGUCAAUUCCUCCACCAACACACGGUCCAUCGGAGUUGGAACCGUGCUCUCUGGCACUUCUGGGUUUGACAGGCCGUCGGCCGUGAAGACCAGAGAGUCAGGCGUGGGGCAGAUAAAUAUUAAUGACAAUUAUCUGGUUGGUCUCAAAAUGAGGACCAUCGCCUGUGGCCCUCCACAGUUGACUCUGGGGCUGGCAGCCAGCAGGAGGAGCGUAGGCGUAGGAGAUGGGCCUGUUGGCGAGUUCGCGGAGAGCCCCCUGCCCCAGGCUCCCGCUGGAAUGGUGACCGGCUUGGAUCAUUACAUUGAGCGGGUCCAGAAGUUGCUGGCUGAGCAGCAGACACUGCUGGCUGAGAACUACAGCGAGCUGGCAGAGGCUUUUGGGGAGCCUCACUCGCAGAUCGGCUCUCUGAACUCGCAGCUCAUUAGCACCCUGUCCUCGAUCAACUCAGUCAUGAAGUCCGCAAGUACGGAGGAGCUGAGGAACCCUGACUUCCCAAGAAUGAGUCUGGGUAAAGUCACAGGCAGUAGUCUGGAAUACCCCUGUAAGUGCGGAGGCCUUCAGUCAGGAGGACCGUUCAACACCCAGACAUCCCGGCACGAGCAAGAAGCGGGGACCACGGACGGGAGACCCCUCGGCGGCCAGGACGCCUUCCCCUCUCAGGAAAGCGCGCUGUCUCCCGUGAACCUGACAGACGACCAGAUAGCCGCUGGCCUCUACGUAUGUACCAACAGUGAAAGCACGCUGAAGUCGAUCAUGAAGAAGAAGGAUGGCAACAGAGAUUCAAAUGGAGCAAAGAAGAAUCUGCAGUUUGUUGGCAUUAACGGAGGGUAUGAAACAACUUCAAGUGAUGAUUCCAGCUCAGAUGAAAGCUCUUCCUCCGAGUCAGAUGACGAGUGUGACGUCAUUGAGUAUCCUCCUGAGGAAGAGGAGGAGGAAGAGGAGGACGAAGACACUCGGGGAAUGGCGGAAGGGCACCACGCAGUUAAUAUGGAAGGUUUCAAGUCCGCCAGGGUGGAAGAUGAAAUGCAGGUUCCAGAAUGUGAACCUGAGAAGGUGGAAAUCAGAGAGAGGUAUGAAUUAAGUGAAAAGAUGUUAUCUGCAUGCAACUUACUGAAAAAUAACAUAAAUGACCCCAAAGCUUUGACCAGCAAGGACAUGCGGUCCUGUCUGAACACCCUGCAGCACGAGUGGUUCCGCGUAUCCAGUCAGAAGUCGGCCUGCCCGGCCAUGGUAGGGGACUACAUAGCUGCUUUUGAGGCUGUCUCCCCGGACGUCCUGCGCCACAUCAUCAACAUGGCGGAUGGCAACGGCAACACGGCCCUCCAUUACAGCGUGUCACAUUCCAAUUUCGAGAUCGUGAAGCUGCUCUUGGACGCCGACGUGUGUAACGUGGACCACCAGAACAAGGCGGGAUACACCCCCAUCAUGCUGGCAGCCCUUGCCGCGGUAGAAGCAGAGAAGGACAUGCGUGUCGUGGAAGAGCUCUUCGGCUGCGGGGACGUCAAUGCCAAAGCCAGCCAGGCGGGACAGACAGCCCUCAUGCUGGCGGUCAGUCACGGGCGGAUCGACAUGGUGAAGGGCCUGCUGGCCUGCGGGGCCGACGUCAACAUCCAGGACGACGAGGGCUCCACCGCCCUCAUGUGUGCCAGUGAGCACGGGCACGUGGAGAUCGUCAAGCUGCUGCUGGCCCAGCCGGGCUGCAACGGCCACCUAGAAGACAACGACGGCAGCACGGCACUCUCGAUAGCCCUGGAGGCGGGACACAAGGACAUCGCCGUUCUCCUGUACGCCCAUGUCAACUUCGCGAAGGCCCAGUCUCCGGGCACCCCCAGGCUUGGAAGGAAGACAUCUCCUGGCCCCACCCACCGGAGUUCAUUUGACUGAUUAUAUGCAAAUAGCCGUCCAUUUACAUGCCACCACUAAGCUGCUAAUUGUUCCUCUUGGGGUGACAGAUACUGAAUGUAUGCGUACUGUGCCUGAGCUCACCAGCAAACAGAACGGGUAAGCCAGGGCGGAAGCCUGGAGCUGCACGGUGGGGGCGGAGCCAGCAGGGGCGUGCCGCCCGGCACACCCCGCCUCCCACCUGGCCGCCUUCCCUGUGCGCGGGGCGCGCCCACCCCCGUCUCUGUUGCUGUCGAGUCUCUGCUCCGUUAUGUACAGUCGUAGGAUACGGUGACCUGGCCUGAGCGGGCAGCCCCUACUCCCUUCUCUCCCGCCCUCGCCACUGGCGAGAAGCGUCAGGUUCUCACUGGCUUGGCGUUCUUAGCAAUUGUCUGCAAGUAUUUAUAUUUACCCCUUGUGGAGCCAUUGGAAAGCUCUGAAAAUCCCAUUCCGGGAGGGUUUUGUUGAUUUUCCUUUUGUCUUCACUGUUGGAAAGCGAGGGAGUGGAGAUGACCAAUCGUCAGCACCUUGGGCCUGGCCUGGUAGAUUCCUGGUUUAAAAAUAGAAGACAGAACUCUCGGAAAGUACAAAACUUAAUGAAAAGAAAGCUUUUCGGUUGGGUUUAUCUGGGUGGGUGUUAUUAUAUGACUUUUUAUAUAAAAGGCAUCUAUAUAAAAUUGACACAGUAUUUUCACCUUUUAUAUUCCGUCGUCAUUGAGACAUGAAGAAGUACGUGUAACAUUACCAUGUUUUUAAUUAAUAAUUGCACAAAUCUGUACCUAAUGACAAGGGUUGAAUCACGUUAGAGGAAUUGGCUAUAUAUUUGCCUCUAGAGAAACAUAGUGUAGUUCUCCACGUAUUUAUGGAUUCCUUUCUACCAUGUCACAUUUACUUUGGUCUUAAAUGUAUUUAAAUGUUUGAAGUGCCUUAGACUCUUGCCAUAUUUUCAAAAUAAAAUUUCAUUAAGUGCUCUUGCUUGUCCCGGCUUCAUCUCUGACAGCUGUCUGCCCGAUCCUAUUGACUUACAGCAGUGGCAGCAAAAGCUGACGGAUUGUGCCGGCAGGGACUGCUGGCCCGCUGGUCUUGCACUUGGACGAGACGAGACACCUUCUGAGAGCACUGCGUUUGCAUGGCUCUGCCCGUUACUCAGGUUGCACGUCGGGAGUCGGAAAUUUAAGGCCUUAUUAGGCACACAGCUCAUCAGACAGGUAACUUCCGAGUGGAGGCGACGAGUUAGCUCUUGUCAGGCCUCUGGUCCUGGUUUCGGGUACAGCUGCUGGGUGACUGCACCUGCCUUGCAGCCUUUUCUACAAAGUGAAGGGGAUCCAGUCUAUCUCGUUUCAAUGAAGAAACGUGGCCGCCAAAAUGCAAAUGAGGUGCAUGGGCCCGGUUGCCAGUGGUGAAUUUUAACCCAGGCCAUUUAUGAGGUGUACCAGAGAAUCAUCACGGGUUCUUGCACGUUUCUUUCCCUUCUUCCUCUUUCCUUCUUCUCCUCUGCUCAUUCAUUGCUGGGCUUGAGAAAGAGACCAGAGAACAGAUGUUCCCAGCAGGUGUGCACCACGAUGCCUGUCCUAGAAAGCCUGUUGUUUCACAGGCUUAGAGGUGUGGUUGUUUAGAGAACAACUCAGAGGAGCUCUGAAAAGUAGCACUGGGAAUUGAGGCCAACUUGGGGCCGUAUGUGAUGGCCCCCAAGUCCCAUGCCGGGACAUCUAGGGCAGAAGGACCAUCCUCUUCCAUGAACCGUGAAAGUGAAGUCACAGCUGCCUGGGGACGCGAACAUCUUUGUCCAUCCCGGGGUAGCUCAGGGAUUGGCACUAAAUUUCAGUUCGCAUAGUUAUUCAAGCUCCUUCAGACCUGAAAGAGCACAAUAAAUUAAAGCAGAAGGUUGUGUGUGUGAAGAAAAGUGGCGCUGUGAGUUCGGUACCCUUUAAUGGCAUGACGUGCCUUUUGAGCAGGGAGGGCUGCAUCUCUGCUGGUUUGUGGUCCAGGGAGUUUUGUUCUGUUUGACAAGAGAAGUCAUUAAUAAUGUCAGUGCAUGAGCAAACAAAUUCCUACGUCUGUGGUUCAUUGCAGAUUUCUUAUGCUAAAUUUUGCAAAAGAAAAUGAGUGAGUGUUUUAUCAUGGAGUGUGGUCUUAACUCAAUACAGAAUCGAGCUGCCGGGAGCUCUGCUUUGUGCCUUGUUUGCUCUGCUAACACUGGGCACUUACAAGGCUUUUUAUUUUGGGAUCUUGGCACAUUAUAUAAACCAUCCUGAUUGUCCCCCAUUGGUGUAGCUGCAGUUUCUUGAGCCACAAGUCUAUAAGGCUAUAAAGGAAUGUGUGACAGGACACUGGGGCAGGUUCCCCCACGUGAGGCCGGCCUAGGGCUGGAGACUCCCGAUCUUGUUUUCUGGCAGAUGUGAUGAGAAGCCUAAAUCUGUAAGUGACAGCCUCUGUUUUCUUACCCUGGAAAAUUAGAAGCUGAAGACACCCCUAGACAAAAGGGUAGAGCAGUGGGAACUUUGAGACUUUAACAUUAAGAAACAAAGGGACGCCUGGGUGGCUCAGUCAGUUGAGCGUCUGACUGUGGCUAAGGUCAUGAUGUCAGGGUUUGUGGGUUCAAGCCCCCAGUCGGGCUCUGUGCUGACAGCUCAGAUCCUGGAGCCUGAUUCUGACAGAUUCUGUGUCUCCCUCUCUCUCUGCCCCUCCCCCACUCACACACAUGCUUACUCUCUCUUUCUCUCAAAAAUAAAUUUAAAACAUUAAAAAAAAAACACAACAAAAACGUGAAAUACAACUUGUCCUGCUCCACCGUGGCUUAGUGGACUAAACCCUGUGUGGGGGUGGGGAGGGCUGGGGGAGCCUUGCUGCUGGAGAAAGUUACCAGGAGUAUGCGUUCUAGACCAGCCCCCCCC
Messenger RNA from Panthera uncia (snow leopard), 7238 nucleotides. RefSeq names its product KN motif and ankyrin repeat domains 1 (gene KANK1). Gene Ontology annotation, cellular component: cytoplasm; cytoskeleton. The coding region runs from base 280 to 4347 and encodes 1355 amino acids. Gene Ontology annotation, molecular function: protein binding. The record is from RefSeq and is a predicted model, not a curated record. The transcript has 12 exons. Gene Ontology annotation, biological process: negative regulation of actin filament polymerization. Lineage: Eukaryota; Metazoa; Chordata; Mammalia; Carnivora; Felidae.